AUGAGUGGUUAUCGUGGGGUUGCAACCAUAGUACUUGAGGUUGUAGCAUCUUCAGACCUUUGGAUAUGUCAUGCGUUUUUUGGAGUUUCUGGUUCAAAUAACGAUAUCAACGUGUUAGAUCGUUCUCCAGUGUUUGAUGAUAUUCUAAACGAUCGUACUCCAGAGGUAAAUUAUACUAUUAAUGGUAAUAAUUAUACUAUGGGAUACUAUUUAGCAGAUGGUAUUUAUUCUGAAUGGGCCACAUUUGUCAAAUCAAUCUCAAAACCACAAGGGGAGAAACGCAAGUUAUUUGCACAAUACCAAGAAGGGCAAAGAAAAGAUGUGGAGCGAGCAUUCGGAGUGUUGCAAGCACGCUUUGCAAUUAUACGUGGUCCAGCUCGUUUUUGGGAAAAGAAGAAGCUUGCCAACAUAAUGAGAACUUGUAUUAUAUUGCAUAAUAUGAUUGUUGAGGAUGAAAGAAACACUUAUGCUGGAAAUUUUGCUCAAGGCUUAGAGUAUGAUGAGGUCGAAAAUGGCUUAUCACAACCUCAGCUGGGAGAAGAAAAUUUCGCAUCAUACCAUCAAUUUCUCCAAAGAAAUGUCCAACUUUGA
Arachis duranensis is the source of this 591-nucleotide messenger RNA. RefSeq lists its product as uncharacterized. Lineage: Eukaryota; Viridiplantae; Streptophyta; Magnoliopsida; Fabales; Fabaceae. The transcript has a single exon. The coding region runs from base 1 to 591 and encodes 196 amino acids. The record is from RefSeq and is a predicted model, not a curated record.